UUUAUUUUUCUAUUUGUCUGUUUUCUGAUAAUUCAUAUGUUGCGUGAUAUAACAAUUGUUAGCUUUGCACAUCGAACCAUCGAACAGCUGUCAGCUGUGGUGGAAUCACCUUGGCCAUCAGCAAUUAACAUCACGGUCUCAGAAAAAAUGGCAAAUGCAAUAAUGUAAUGUACGUGACGAUUAUUAUUAUUUGCUCUACUAACACUAGUAACAUUUAUCACGAGCAUCACACCAUUUGUCAGAUAUCAUUAAUCGUUGUAUGUCAACAACGGAAUUUUUUCUAUAAAAUACCCAGAGAUAUCAAAAAUGCUUUUUUCGAAUGCAGUCUGGUUUUGUGUUUAAUAUCACAAUACGUUCACAAUGACGUUCUUUAUUCUCAGUUUUAUAUCUUUAUUGGCGUUUACAUUUGCCCAUAAAGAUCCGCAUUAUGUAAACGGUAGAACUGUUAUGGUUCAUUUAUUCGAAUGGAAAUUCGUCGACAUUGCGAAAGAAUGCGAGGAUUUUCUUGGUCCGAUGGGCUAUGGCGGUGUUCAAGUUUCUCCCGUCAAUGAGAAUCUCGUAAUAGAGAACAGACCAUGGUACGAAAGAUAUCAACCAAUCUCUUACAAGAUUAUCACUCGAUCUGGGAAUGGAGCCGAAUUUAAGGAUAUGGUAAGGAGAUGUAACAAAGUUGGUGUGCGGAUAUAUGUUGAUGCCAUCAUCAAUCAUAUGUCAGGAAACGCGCAACCCGCGUACGGCACCGGUGGUACGUCAGCAAAACCACAGAAGUUGAGUUAUCCGGGAGUACCAUACACUUCCAAGGACUUUAACCAUCCGAUAUGCACCAUCCAGAAUUAUAACAAUGCUACAGAGGUCCGUAACUGCGAGUUGUCCGGCCUUCACGAUCUUGACCAGAGCAAACUGCGCGUCCGUAGAAAAAUAAUUAAUUAUUUUAACAAGCUCAUCGAUUAUGGAGUCGCUGGCUUUCGUAUUGACGCUGCCAAACACAUGUGGCCGCAUGAUCUUGAGGCCAUUUACAAAAAGAUAAAGAGGCUGUCUCCUAAAAAUGGAUUUCCUAAGAAUGCAGAGAGUUAUAUCUAUCAGGAAGUCAUCGAUCUCGGUGGUGAGGCUGUUUCCAAAUUCGAAUAUAAUAAGAAAGCAAGUGUCAUUGAGUUUCUGCCUGGCAUCAUUUUGGGUGAAAUGUUCCGGAAGAAGGACAAUUUGGCAAGGCUGCAAGCUUUUGGUAAUGGAAGCGUUUGGAGAUUAAUACCUUCCGAGGACGCAUUAACUAUGGUUGACAAUCAUGAUAACCAAAGAGGUCACGGUGCUGGUGGGGUUUCCAUUUUGACACAUAAGGACCCAAGACCAUACAAGAUGGCUGUAACAUUUAUGCUUGCUCAUCCUUACGGUAAUGCUCGCGUCAUGAGCUCCUUCAAGUUUACUCAUCCCAGUCAAGGGCCGCCGGCGAAUUCAGAUGGCAGUAUCAUUUCGCCCGAAAUCGUCGACGGUCAAUGCGUCAACGGUUGGGUCUGCGAACAUAGAUGGCCGCAAAUCUACCGCAUGGUCCAAUUUCGCAAUUUAGUAAACGGCGAAGAUAUAAAAAAUUGGUGGAGCAAUGGAAAGAAUCAGAUUGCCUUCUCUCGCGGCAAUAAAGGUUUCGUCGCCUUUAACGUAGAGGGAUUUGAUUUACACGAACAGUUGCAAACCGGAUUGCCCGCAGGGACAUAUUGCGAUAUUAUAACUGGAGAUGUUAUCAACGGCGAGUGUAGCGGAAAGUCAGUGGUAGUUGACAAUGCUGGUAAUGCUGAUAUUAAUAUUACAACAAACGACUUGGAAGGUGUGCUCGCUCUUCAUAUUCAGGCAAAACUAUAAGGAACACAAAUACAGGACAACCAAUGUGAACGCAACAUAUUCAGAUAUAUAUUAUAUUAGUGUAUAGAUUAUAGUAGUCAUAAGUACUAAUAUAAUUAUAAAUUUAAAAAGCAUAUAAUAUUAUACAUUGCACGUAUUCAUGUUAUAAUAAUAUGUAUGUAUGAUUGUACUUUAUCACAUAUAUAUAAAUAUAUGACACGUUUG
Messenger RNA from Pogonomyrmex barbatus (red harvester ant), 2055 nucleotides. Its product is annotated as alpha-amylase 1-like. The record is from RefSeq and is a predicted model, not a curated record. Gene Ontology annotation, molecular function: alpha-amylase activity; cation binding. Gene Ontology annotation, biological process: carbohydrate metabolic process. Lineage: Eukaryota; Metazoa; Arthropoda; Insecta; Hymenoptera; Formicidae.